Rhinolophus ferrumequinum (greater horseshoe bat) is the source of this 10837-nucleotide messenger RNA. Its product is annotated as KIAA1671 ortholog. NCBI's taxonomy places the organism in Eukaryota, Metazoa, Chordata, Mammalia, Chiroptera, Rhinolophidae. The transcript has 13 exons. The record is from RefSeq and is a predicted model, not a curated record. Bases 200 to 5695 code for a protein of 1831 amino acids.
GCCGCGGGCUGCGGGCAGGUGGCGGCGCGGCGCGGGCCGGCGGCGGCGGCGGCUCCAGGGCCUCUCCUCACUUUGUGCCUUCUGCAUGGAACAUGUCACCUGGUUGGCUGCGGGCUCCCGAACAAACUCAGAGACAAUGUUUUGAGUGUUCUUCUCCGUUUUGGAUGUUCUUAGUCCCCAUGGAUCCACACCCAUAACUAUGGCCACGCGGGUCGAGGUCGGCUCCAUAACUUCUCUGACAGGAGUCCCUGGCCUUGGGGAGAUCACCCAGGAGGAGACCCUGAAGCGGACCUACUUCCGCCAGGCUGCCGACACCUCCGGGGCCCCCUCAGCACGGCUCUUGGAAGGAAAAAGUCCCCUUAGGAGCCCGACCCGCUUACUCCCUCUGCCGAGACUCGCCCCCAAACCCUUCUUCAAGGAGAAAGCCCCGGACGUGAAAUCCUCCCCUGUGUCCUUGCGGCCCAGCCCAACCAGGCCUUCUCCUUCCAGUGGGCCACCCCAGGACGUGGUGGCAAAGGAUCAGGGUGACAGGAUGCCCAGCUUGGUGGGGCAGGAGGCGGGGAGUGGGGAGAGCCUGAGGAGAAGCUCGUCUCUGUUCAACAAGGCCGCAUUUUUGCGGCCCAGCCCCAACACCAUGAUUCUCUUUGAAACCACCAAAGCUGGCCCUGCUCUGGGGAAGGGAGUCAGUGAGGGGACUCAAGAGGCCAACGCAGGCGUGUCUCAGGAGUCCCCUUCGGUCUCCCGGCCUGAGGUGGCCACCAAGCCCACCCUGCCCACCCGAAAGCCUGGGGGGACCCUUCCCCGACCGGCGUCCCUAACGCAGGACAGAAGGCAAACUGCCACCCAAGAGGAGACAGGCCCCAAAGAGCUUCUCUCAAAGGCCAGCAGUGUGGAGGACACGGGGGACCCCACAGGGCAGCCUAGGCCUCGCUUAAAAAGAAGGCCUGUGUCAGCCAUUUUCAUAGAAGCCAUUCAGCCUCAGAAGCCAGGCCCAGGUGGACCAGCUACGAUGGGAAGAGCGCCCCCUACCCCUCCUGAGAAGUCGUGGGUGAGGAGGCCGCGGCCUCUGUCCAUGGACCUCACGGCCCCAUUUGAGAGCAGAGAGGCUCUGCUGAAGAAGGUGGCUGACGAGGCUACAGCAGGUCCCACCGCCCAGCGUCGGGGGCCCGAGAGGUCCGAUCCGGAGCCCCGAGUGGAUGGGGAGUGCUUGGUCAAAGCAGAGGCUCCCCUUCCUGACCCAGAUUCCGACUUCCUGGAGGUGGCCAAGAUGAGCCGAAAACGGAGGGAAAAGUUGCUUUCUAAGCAGGUGGAACCGGGCAGCCUCAGAACUGCUGGGGGUUCAGCCAAGGGAACCCCCACAGAUGACCAGAAGCUUGGGGAAGAGAAAGCUAAGCUGGGCGGGGAGCCAGAGAAGGCACCCGAGUCCCCUUCGCCCAGGCUGGGAAAAGGCCAAGAAAUUGCUGAGGUCAAGAGCCGAGCAUCUAAUGGGGAAAUCCGGACCCGGGCAGAGUGGACAUCCAGGGGCAGCGUCAAGAAGCGCCUCAGCCUGUUUGGGGAGGAGAGCACCUCGGCCUUGGGAGUGGGGUCUGAACCUCCACUGGCCACCGCUGUGCCAGAGACGGAAAAAGCAGGUGUGAGCGUCCAGGAGCGGAUCAAAGGCUGGGCCACAGAGAAGCCCGAGGCCAAACCGGAGGUCAGGAGGAAGGUGGGCUCAGCGCGGCCCCUGUCAGCAGAUCUGACCAAACUGUUUUCAAGUUCAAGCAAUGGAGUCAACUAUGAGAAGUGUUCCGAGCUGAGUGGCGAGCCUGCUAAGGAACUGAGAGAAAAGCAAAAAGAAGAGCCUGGUUUGGACGGAGGAUCUGCUCCAAGAAGCCCCUGGAAGCCCGGGACACUCCGGGAGAAAUGCAGGCAGACAGAGCGGAAAAACAGUUCUCACGGAGUCCCCGACAGCUGUCGCAGUGAGAGCUUGGUGGGGGCCCUGAGGUCGUCCGACAGCACUCCAGAAGACGACGGAAGCUUUCAGACUGUGAGGGCCACCGUGUUUGAGCAUCACGUGGAGAGACACACUGUGGCUGACCAGUCAGGACACUGUCCCUCGGCCACAUCCCCUGCUGAUUUGACCCACAUCUCAGAGCUCAAACCCAGGCCCGAGAGAGGCUCGAGGCUGGGGAAAGACACGCCAGAAAAGACAAUCCUCAAGAAAGAGAACUCCAGGUGGUUUGAAAACCUUGACACAGAGAAAUUGGGACAGACUCCCCUCUUGAAUGGUGACCCCAAACAGUAUCACAUGCCUCUCUUGGAAAAAUACCCUCUGGGUGAAAAACGCAAUAAAAACCCCUUACUGAAGAGCUUGGAAAACCAUCCCACGUCACAGAGGGUUGAGCCCAAGUACGACAUUGUGCACACGGUGGGGGAGCGUGCACAUAGUGAGGCCGUCCCCACAGUGUCUGAGGAAAAAGCUGUGACGCUCCGAAGUGGCAAGUCCCGACUCUCGCUGAAGGGGAGGCAGCUGUCCCCUGAGGUCACCCCUGCUGACCCAGAGGGUAGGCUGGACAGUCAGGCGGGGUCCGUCCAAAGGGCCAGUUUGAUUUGGGAAGCUCGGGGGAUGCAGCAGGUCAGUGGGUCCAAGACUGACUUCCGAGAGCCAAAGGACACAUUUGGGGGCAAUUGCCUGUCGCCCAAGUGGACAGGUGGGGUGUCUGGGAACUGGCAUAAAGCCACUGUGGUGGUCAGUGACGAGAAAGGCUUGGAGGUGGCUUCUGAGGUCACCAGUGAGCACUCGGCCAGGCCCUGCGGCCCUGAGGUCACCUGUACGAGGACCGUCCAGGCAGCUGCCAGGGAGCCGCAGCACCAGGGGACUGAAGGGUCUGGGAAGAAGCCAGGAGGUUGCAUUUCAGCGGGAGAAAGGAGUCCCCCCCAGGGCUGCCCUCGGGACCCGCCUUCCAGAACGAAGGAUGAGACCUCUGACUUCCGCGCACGGCCACGUCCUGAUGGGCUUGUGCAGAAAGGAUCCCUUGUUGUGACAGCCAGUGAGGGCGAACUGAGGCCAGCCGAGGCCCGGGAGCCUGAAGCCAGGAUGCGGAAGGUGAGUCCCACGGACCAGAGACUCGAGAAGUGGAGGCGACGGACUUUACCUCAUGACGUGAAGUUUGAUGAGUUCAGCUUCCUGUCUCCAGAACACUCUUCAAAGGUGGAGCAGAGAUGCACGGAUUAUCUGAGCCCCACCACUGGUGCCUUAAGGAAACCUCAGCUAUCCCAUAAUAGGGUAGAGGCCCAGGAGGGGCACCCAGGUGUUUCACAGGACCCAGCUCUAACAGGAGUCAAGCAAGGGUCAUCUGUAGAACCCAAGGCGACAUUUUUUGCAGUGACGUAUCAGAUUCCUGAUACUCAAAAAGCAAAGAGUGUUGUUAAGUCGGGGCCCCAACACUUGACGGAGCAUUCUAGAAAAAGAGCUCCACCUCCAUCUCCUCAUCCUUUAACAUCUACCUUGAUUUCUCUUAACCCUGAAGAGCUGCCGGAGACCAUGGGCAAUAAAAUCUGGGCUCAGGGCAGAGAGCGUGACAGUACGAGCUUUUCAAAAACUCCAAAGCCAUCUGAUGCCCCAUCACCUCUUGGGGAUCGGACUCUAGAUCUUUCUACUGAAAGAAUCAUCGAUGCCGAUGUUGUAUGGAUUCGUCGGCGACCAGAAGAUGGCACUGGCUUUCAGAAUGAUUGGAAGGAGAGUGGGAACAAGACAUCGCCCAGCAGCGCUCCCCAAAUGACCCCGACUUUUAAAAGUCACCCGAAAGCCAGUGAUGUGCUGGUCAGAAGGAAGACUGAGAUGGUCGGCGAGACAGUCCCAGGGAAAGUCAAAGAUGUCUACAGAUCCAGUGUCCUUGACAUUGAUGCUCUUAUGGCUGAGUACAAGAAGCAGGAGGCUCAGGAGCUGAUGGAGGGUCCGCCGGCAGAGCCCAGCAGCUCGUCUCAGGAGAGGCCAGGCCAGCAAGGCGGGGUGGAGCGGAGGAGGAGGAGCCUGAAGGAAGGGCCUGAAGCCGAGGGUCUCCGGAAACCAGCCGGUAUUGCUGAAACGAACCCCAGUUCUCGUCCUGGCUCAGGCAAGCAGCCACUAGAGACCCCGGGGGCAGCCACGAACACCAAACUCAGCCCUCCUCUGUGGGCUCUGCCACACUCGGUUCCUUCUGAAAAAUAUCAAGGGACCUCUUCUGGUUCUGGGGGUUCCAGGAAGAAAAUCUCAGAAAUCACUGAGGAUGAAACAAAGGCCUUUGCUGGUAAACGUCACAGUGUAAAGGAUCAGAAUUACUCGACUGAGUCAAAGCCCACCACCUGGGAGGGUCCGGGCAGUGGAGCCAGCGCGUUGCCCAAAUCCUCCUCAGUGGACCAGAAGAAAGGGACUCCAAGGAAAUCCAUCAGGAAAGAAGAAGAGGGCCGUGUGGCUCAGUGGGGUGACCACCCACGAGACUGUGGAAGGUCACCACUGGAUGUCAAGAGGGCCUAUUCAGAGAAGGGCCCUCCUGCCAAAAUCCGAGAGGGCCUGUCCAUCAUGCAGGAAGCCAGAGAGAGGAGACAAGAGCAGCCCAAAGGGAGGUCCAGUCUCCCCAGGGAGAGUUCGGAGGCCGAGGAGACCAAAAUGGGACCCUGUCGCCGGGAGUCAGGGACUCGAGAUAGUCGGAAGGUGCUGUCCUGGGACCCGGGGAGGGAGGACGCCCUCCAGGAUAAUGAGCAGCCGCUCCGGCAGGUGUCACCUGUGGCCUUGGGCCCCCGGAGAAGCCACAGCUUCUGCAAGGACAAGAGGAGCGGAGCCUUUGUGGACCAGCUGAAACAGUGUUUCACCAGGCGGCCCCCCGAGGCCAAGGACACCGAUACCCUUGUGCAGGAAGCCGACAGCCAGUAUGGGACGUGGACGGACCAGCGCCAGAGUGGGGAGAGCUUGGCUCCUGAGUCACCGUCCCCAGACAGCAGUGCCACAUCAGCUCGGAAACAGCCCUCCAGCAGCCGCCUGUCCUCGCUGUCCUCCCAAACGGAGGCCACCUCGGCUGGGGACCAGCACGACUGCUCCAGGGACCAGCGGAGCACGAGCGUGGACCGCUCCAGCACCGAUCUCGAGUCCACCGAUGGGACGGAAGGGCCGCCCCCGCCGGACACCUGCUCUACAAAGAGAGUGGACGACUUCUCCUUCAUCGAUCAAACCUCAGUCCUCGACUCAAGUGCCCUCAAGACCCGGGUGCAGCUUAGCAAGCGAAGCCGACGCCGGGCUCCCAUCUCCCACUCCCUCCGGCGGAGCCGAGUCAGUGAGUCGGACAGCAGGUCUCCUCUAGAGGAGGAGGUCGACAGCACGUGGAUGUUCAAGGACUCAACAGAAGAGAAAUCCCCCAGGAGGGAAGAGUCAGAUGAGGAGGAGAAGCCCUCCAGGACCGACAGGACACCUGUCAGCCACCCCCAGAGGAUGCCCGUGUUUCCCGGUGUGGACCCGGCCGUGCUGAAGGCUCAGCUGCACAAGAGGCCAGAGGCGGACAGUCCCAGCGAGACCCCCGGCUGGGCCCCACAGCCCAAGACCCCCAAGUCCCCCUUCCAGCUGGGGAGUCGCGUGCUGCCCUCCAGUGUGGAGAAGGAUGAGAGAUCAGAAGAGCCCUCCCCCCAGUGGCUAAAGGAACUGAAAUCUAAGAAGAGGCAAAGCCUGUAUGAGAAUCAAGCUUGACCAGGGGACACUGCCACAUCUAAUGAACAGAAGAAGCCUUAACUGUCAGAAUCCUAAGACAAGGGCACGCUGCUGCCAUUCCUUCCUGCGCAAUCGUUGCCCGCCUGAGCCCUUCUGGUCGGGUGGAGAAUGCUGUCCAGGGCCCCUCGUCCCCCUGCAGGCUCUCCCCGGAUCGAGGCGGAAAAGCUUACCCUCCUCAAGCACUUGCACAUCUCCCCAGAUAGCACUUUAGGCUGGGAAAGAUGCCAGGCUGCCCCGAAAUGUCCAUGCUGGCGGUUUUGUUUUUUUAUGUAAAAAUGUGCAUUUCUGCCCACUGCAGAUGCCUGCAGCAGCUCCAGAGACACAUACGCGUGUUUGAGACUGGACCAUCUCCCUAGGUUCUGGAAAACACCUGACUUGUGAAAGCACGUCUUCCCCCAACCCCUGGGCAGGUCUUUUUCAAAGGACAUUUCCAAGGAAGAAGAAACCGUUCAUGUCCUGCUGUAACUGUGGUCGAAGACAAUACCACUGGGCUGGGGGUUUUGAUGGCUUUUCUGGCGCGUUCCAUCGUCCUCCCGGAAGAUCAGCAGUUUCAGUUUUUAAACAUAACCACCCUCGUCCUUUCACGUGUAUGGGUCCUUCCAAUGGGGCUAUGUACAUAGUGGACCUCUUUUAUGGUGUGUCAUUUUCGUUUGCUUUAGAAGGUGAUAAAGCAAUAACUCAGCCAAUUUUCCUUGACAUUUGAUAUGUAUAUAUGUUUUUACGUUACAGAACAGGAGGAAAGAGGUGUGACUACUUUGCUUGAAGUAUCUGAUCAUCUCAGGUUAUCUUAUCCCUCUCCAGGCUUUUAAAAAAAAAAUUCUAAGUGUCACCCUUGUGUAUAGUUUCCAGGUUCCUUUUCAUCUGCGCUCUGAUUUCUGUGGCGUGCUCUUUGUCCCUUGACCUCAAGGGUCCAUGAACUGCAGCCCAAAGGGCAGUGCCUUUCCCACUCAAACACCAGACCCACCCUGAGAAUCUUUUUCUCCAGAGUCUGUUUUGAACACCACCUGGGCUGCUGGCACGGAAGAACCACGCCUCAGAGCACACGCACGAAUGAGGGAUUGUUGUGUUUCUUCUCACCUCUUCCUUCUGCCAACCCUCCCCCACCCACUCCACCUGACCAAGUGCUCUUUUUAGGUCCAAAUGCAGGAAGGGAGGGGCGUGCGGAAAGCCCUUCUCUGGAGGGGAGCCAGGCCAGGGAGUCUGGACAGAAGUGCUGGAUGCUAGGUGACAAAGCGUAAGGUUCGCCUGGCCUCUUUGUUUUUCCUUGCAAGCUCUUAAGUUCAUUCCCAGGAAUCUCCAAGACCUCUGGGGGCUCCGGACACUCCGUACUCUGUUCUUCUCUUUGGAAGUCCUCACUACCAGCCACCUCCACCUGUGAAGCCCCAGCAAACAUCCCAGAAAUGCUUGGCUGGCCACUUUCCAUGCCUGGAGUUGCCAUAAACUUUGUGCCAACUUUGCCUGGGAGUUGCCCAUUGGUGAGAAUGAUGCUUGGGCGCUUGAUGGGGCAGCCUGUGGUUGCUGAGGGGCCCUGGGGCUGAGUUUCCUAAUGGGUCCAUACACACGGCACUGGCUCCAUAUGGAAGUGGUGGACACAUGCACUCCCCCGCCCCCAACGUCUCCCCAAAAGAGGUGAACAUCCUUCUUGAUAAAUCCAUUCGCAAAUGGUGUCUCAUCUUCCCGGCUCCCCUUCAAGAGUCUCUAUGUGUCUGCCCGUCAUUCUCCCUCCCUUAUCUCCUUUUACCACCUCUUCCCUCUCUUGGGGGUCGGGGAGCAGGUGGGGAGCAAUCCUGUUUCUCCGGGUUUAGACAAAUGGCUGUGCUCUGGAGAGGGGUCGUGGGUCAGCACCGUGGACAAGGGCUGGAGGGCCCCGCCCCCAUCCCUCCCUGAAUCCCCUUGGCUGAGCGUUGGGCCCUGUCACCCUCCCAGCCUUGUGCCUCUGGAAGUCUCCUGCAUCUAUGUCUGGAGGGUUGGCCUUGCUUAACAAUAGUCUGCAUUCUCUUCCUUCCCUGAGGAGGAAGUGGUCUGUCCGUUCUCUGUAGCCCAUUUGGGGAUUCAGUUCUCCGGGAACUUAACUUCUUCAGUUGACCUGUUCUUUGGUUAAGGCCCAGUUCCUAUCUUAUGACAAUGUCAAUGUAGUGCUGUCCCGAUCCAUCAGUCCCCUUUCGGGACAGACGCUCCUCCUGUGUUCCUGACCCUGACUUCCUGUCUGGGCUGCUUUCGUCUUUGUCUUUCUGGAGGUGGGAAGGGCCCUUUGGUACCAUCUUAGGCAGUAGGACAUGACCUGUUCUGUUCCUGCACAUCUCUCGAUUCUCAGUUAGUCAUCUUUUAGCCCAAGUACACCCAAAAGGAAAGAAAACCACUUGAAAAUGAGAUUGACCUACCGCUCUUUUGCCUGACUUCCCACACCUGGACUGGAAAUAAAAAUUCAGUUAAUUGCUUGGUGAUUAGGACACACAGAACCUACCCCUUUAAACCGCCUUGAGCAAGCCGGGCACGUCCUCCUCCAUUCCUUCUGUGGUUUGCAGUGUCAUCUGUCCACCGCAGAGCAGACAACCACUGCGGGUCGGGGACAGCCCUCCUCAUGCAGGCUCCCCACGACCUCUGCCUCCACUGAGAUCAGAGCAGUGAGGUUAGAAGUGACCGAUGCUCAGAGCCUUUGCAGACAGCGGAGCCCACGGCGUAUUUCUCCUCUUUCUGAAGUGAGUGAGCUCUUGGGGGCUAAGCAAGGGGUUGUAUGUUAAUUUCUCAAGGGAGCCUGGAGUCGUCUUUGGAAAUCUGUCUCCUUUGAAACUAACUCAAUAUGCCUUAAUCAUCUGUAUGCAAUCAGGUCACCUGCCCUUCUCUAACUUAGCUUCCUCCUCCGGGCCUUUGGCGCUGCUUAAAUGAGAGUCUUACACAGAAAGCAAAUGCCUACGGAUGUACAAUCUCUCCCCUACCUCUCCAUCUCUCUCCCUGCCCCUCCUUUUCUCCCUCCCGCCCUCUUUCCCUCCCACCCUGUCUCUCCACACACACCCUUUGCACAACAGCAUUUUGACAGAUGGUCUUUGGAUAAGUCUGUAUAUUUUCCUCCUCUAGUAGGUCCCCUUCUUAUGGUCUCUUGCCUAAGGAAACAGAAGCCUUUGGCCUGUGAAAUUCAUGGUGAAGCCUCAAGAAUCAGUGUUGUGGAGAACUCCUCAGUGCCACCAGAGAAAUUCUGGUGCAGGAGGAAACUCACGGGGUUUGGGGUGUUGGGUGUGUUGAGUGGCGCUGGCCUGACAGCCUCAGGUUGUGUAGGAUUGGGGGGAGAGGACAAUCAGAUGGGGGGGGAGGGAUCUUUUCUAGGGGGACAAGCCAAGUCCUAUGUUUGGACAAAUGUGUUUUCUUUUGUGCAUCCCGGGAAGUGAGGCCAACGGGCUUUGCUAAGGAGCGAGAAUAGAAACAGGCAGAAGCCUGAGGUCCCGAGAACCUUCGAGGCUGUGCAAGGGAUUUAGAAAACCCCUCGGUGUGAUUGCCUGAAGGCAACCUCAGCUGCUCCCACCUGGUGCUGAUAGUGUUUUGUCCAUUUACGUUUGUACAUUUUCCAUCCCGAUGCCCCAGAUCACCCCAGGAGCUAGGGAAAAUUGCAAAGCUAAAACUCCACAGGUGUGCGGUCGAAUCACCUGCAAAACUAAGUGCUUUCUGAAAAGUGACUGGGGCCUGCAUGGAAGACCACCCAAGGAGAGGGCUCUCGAGCCCGCCUCUCCCUCACCGGUUUCAGCUUCUCUCCUCAGUCCCUGAGGUCCCACCCACGCAGCCCUCUCCAUCUAGGAGCCAGAUGACUGUUUGUUGCCUUUGUGUAAAGGAGCAUUUCGGUGUGAGCCUGAGGGGAGGUGGGGAAGCAGGAGCAAAGCUCUCUGCAGUGGGAAAUACCCUUCCCCCAACUGAAGGCCAGGGCAACAAGUCACUUCAGUAACGAAACCGGCUGUAGCUUCAGAUUGUGCCUUUCCUCCUUUAACACCAUGUGUUAAAAUGGGAAAGCAAAAGUCCCAUGGCCUUGUGAUGCCAUGGGGUGGGAGGUACAGUAUGCAGGUGGAGGGGGGCACCGGAAGGAGGCAGGACCCACUGGACACCCUGAAGGGGCCCACCUUGGUCUCCGUCCCCUUAGGGAGCGGCGCAUCCAGGCUCUGUUGACGAGCUACUAGGAGUCUCCCGGUGGGAAUUCUGGGCAAGCCGAGGUUCUGGGACUGUAGAGCCACGUUGAAAGCCAGGAGGAACAAGUCUCGGCCAGUCUGUAUCUCCUUUUGCCCCCACCACCCCCACUUCUAGAGAUUUCUUUCUUUUGUCUGGGUCGGUCCCUGCAGGGGGCGGGGCAGCAAGCCAGGUUCUGGGGAGUCAGCCUGAGGUUGCUGGCACGUGAACGCCUCAGCCUCUCUCGCUUUUCUGACAACCUCCAGUGACAUUCCACCUGCUCAAACAAACCAUGCCAUUGUCUAAAGAAGAGCGUGAGCUUUUUAAUGAUCUCAUUGCACACAGCCUUAUCGAUCCUGUACAUAAGGGGCUUACGAAAGUCAUAUGUGAUGUCAAACGGAAGGUUUUUUUGUACCGCGUUUCCUCAAUCGUUCCAAUAUCCUAGAAGUCACGCACUUCCAAGGUGACGUUGACCCUCAAAACGCCUCAGAAGAUGGUGGGGAAAUAUAUGUAAAUAUAUGAUAUAUUUUCCUAACCUGUCUGCUGGGUCCCAUCAUCAGAUCUUUGAGUCACUGUAGAGAAGGAACUCGAGUCCUGCGUGUAGGGACGUUGGGCCUCCUGCCUCCCGGUGUCCUUGCAGUUGCCUUAUGAAUUCACAAGCCCUAGGAGUUCUGAACAGAAGUCGGACAAGAAGCACUUUGUCCAAUCCCAGGAAGGACCUCUAAUCGUGUGACUGAGAAUUCAUCGAGAAAAACCUCUAUUUUUAAUGUUAAAACCAUGGGGCUCCCCGGACCUCACAGAGUAUUGGAUGUCGACAAGUGCUUUUAUAUUUUGUAACGGUAAAGAGGUUUCAUACGCACAUGCAGAGCAGUUGGGCAUCUGGUCAACUGCCUUCGAACAAGAUGACCCUCGCAUGUACAAAGAUGUUGCAUUCAGACUAUGAAAAUAGCAAAUAAAGCUUUGAUGCCAGUUGCA